AUGACUCCGAAAGAGCUAAGCAGUAAAAUCAACUUAGAUGUUGGCGGAUUCUUUUUCGAAAAUGCAUUACCCUUCAACGCCGUAGAAUCUCCUUCAUUCGUUAACAUGUGUCGAGCUAUUGGUUCAUAUGGCAGAGGUUUUAAGCCCCCUACUAUGUAUGAGCUACGCUCUUGGAUCUUAAAAAAGGAAUUGGAAACUACCGAAAAUAUAGUUGAAGAUAUAAAGAAGACGUGGAGCAAAACUGGAGUUUCUAUUUUAUCUGAUGUAUGCUCGAAGGUGGCGAUGGAUGGUGCCUGCAGUGGUAGUGUGUUGUGUUCGACUUCUGCCUCUCCUCCAGCCAGCCUCCGGUCGGUCGCAGCUUGCCAACGGUUACUUCAUCAUCCUUCAACAAUAGCAGCCCGCCAGCAGUUACUUCGAGUCUUCGAGCCUUUGCUUCACGCUUUUGCGAAACACCUCUGUGCACUGCCGACGGCUUCGAGCCCUAGACCAGCUGCGCCUACUGGUUGCUUCGCCUCGCCUUCGUUACUUGGUAACCUACUGUAA
Messenger RNA from Fraxinus pennsylvanica, 543 nucleotides. NCBI's taxonomy places the organism in Eukaryota, Viridiplantae, Streptophyta, Magnoliopsida, Lamiales, Oleaceae. The record is from the annotation of a GenBank genome assembly.